GUGAGAGAGGGACAGUAGGUGAAGAAGGAAGGAAGGAAGCCAUAAACCCAGUCCCAGAUUUGCACUUGUCUACUAUUUCUCCUCCCAACUCCCACUUCCACCCCAACCCCAACCCCAAAUCCUCCUCUCUCCAUCUCUACUCACUCCAAAUCCAACCCCUUUCCAAUUCCUUCCUGAGAUCUGAAUAAACUCCCCUUCAAACCAUCAUUAUUCAAACACAAAAGUGGGACUUAUAUAUUUCCCAUUCUCUUAAAUUUUCAAUCUUCUGAAUUUUUCUUGUUUCAGAUCUGACUGGCCUUCUCCACAACGAAGCGAUGCGCUCCGCCCUUCCAUUUCUCUGCGUCUUCAUCUUCUUCUUCGCCUUCCUCUUUUCUUCCACUCUCGCCAAGUAUCAAGCUGAUGAGACUGUCACUCUUUGGGUAAACAAGGUUGGCCCAUAUAACAAUCCCCAAGAAACCUACAACUACUACAGCCUCCCGUUUUGCCACCCACCUGGUAAUGCUGCUCACAAGUGGGGCGGGCUUGGUGAGGUUCUUGGAGGCAAUGAACUUAUUGAUAGCCAAAUUGAGAUAAAAUUUAAGCGAGAUGUGGAGAAGACUAAAAUUUGUGAAAUUGAACUGGAUGCUGCCAAGGCUAAACAGUUUAAUGAUGCAAUUGACAAUUCAUACUGGUUUGAAUUUUUUAUGGAUGAUCUGCCAUUGUGGGGUUUUGUUGGUGAGGUUCUUCCCGAUAGAAACCGUGAUAAUAAGCAUGUGCUUUGGACACACAAGAAUCUUGUUAUUAACUACAAUGGAAACCAGAUUAUUCAUGUCAAUCUCACUCAAGAAAACCCUAAGCCACUUGAGGAGGGGCGAGUAUUGGACAUGACUUACUCUGUGAAAUGGGUCCCGACUAACAUUACGUUUGCUCGCCGUUUUGAUGUUUAUCUGGAUUAUCCUUUUUUUGAGCACCAGAUCCACUGGUUUUCUGUCUUUAAUUCUUUCAUGAUGGUAAUUUUCCUUACUGGCUUGGUAUCCAUGAUAUUAAUGCGCACCCUCCGCAAUGAUUAUGCAAAAUAUGCUCGGGAAGAUGACGAUCUUGAGACUCUGGAACGGGAUGUAAGUGAAGAAUCUGGUUGGAAACUUGUCCAUGGUGAUGUGUUUCGGCCUCCCCAAAAUUUGGCUCUACUAUCAGCUGUCGUCGGCACUGGUGCUCAACUAGCAACACUUGUUCUGCUUGUCAUCAUUUUAGCAAUUGUUGGAAUGCUAUACAUAGGGAGAGGAGCAAUUGUCACGACCUUUAUUGUAUGCUAUGCUUUUACCUCAUUUAUUGCUGGUUAUGUCAGCGGUGGCAUGUACUCUCGUAAUGGAGGCAAAAAAUGGAUAAAGUCAAUGAUCCUCACGGCAUCACUUUUCCCAUUCUUGUGCUUUGGUAUUGGCUUCAUCCUGAACACAGUUGCCAUAUUUUAUGGUUCUCUAGCUGCGAUCCCCUUUGGUACCAUGGUGGUUGUUUUUGUCAUAUGGGCCUUUAUCUCCUUCCCCUUGGCUCUCCUUGGCACCGUUAUCGGGAGAAACUGGAGUGGUGCACCAAACAAUCCUUGCCGGGUGAAGACCAUCCCUCGUCCAAUUCCCGAGAAGAAAUGGUAUCUGACGCCAUCUGUUAUCUCUCUCAUGGGAGGACUGCUUCCAUUUGGGAGUAUCUUUAUUGAAAUGUAUUUUGUCUUCACUUCGUUCUGGAAUUACAAGGUUUACUACGUGUAUGGCUUCAUGCUGCUUGUUUUUGUAAUUCUGAUCAUUGUCACAAUUUGCGUGACAAUUGUGGGCACUGCUGAGAACUAUCACUGGCAAUGGACUUCAUUCUUCUCUGCCGCCUCAACUGCUCUUUAUGUGUACUUCUAUUCAAUAUAUUACUAUCAUGUCAAGACAAAGAUGUCAGGCUUCUUCCAGACCAGCUUUUAUUUUGGAUACACUUUGAUGUUCUGCCUUGGUUUGGGGAUACUAUGUGGUGCUGUUGGAUACCUUGGCUCCAACUUGUUCGUGAGGAGAAUUUACAGAAACAUCAAAUGUGACUAGUUGUAGAAUAUACAGGGUACUUUUGGUUUGAUUGUUGGAUGAUAAGUUAAUGCUGCGGAUGAGGGAGAUAAGGAAAGCAGAGGUUGUGCGGACUCUGAGAAAAGUUGAUGAUUUUGUAGCGGUGAAGUGAAUUAAUGGCACUGUUAAUCAGAAAACUCUAUUUUGCUUGCUCCCAAUUUACAUGGAAAAUGAUUGUAGUUGUAAAUGUUUGCCUGGGUAGGCAUUUCUUACCUGACUCUGUUUUCAUUUAUGUAGACACUUGGGAUUUUUCUUCCAAUAUAGUUAACUAGUGUUUAAAUUUGAAGAAUCA
Molecule: messenger RNA, 2361 nt
Organism: Sesamum indicum (sesame)
Lineage: Eukaryota; Viridiplantae; Streptophyta; Magnoliopsida; Lamiales; Pedaliaceae
Product: transmembrane 9 superfamily member 1
Biological process (GO): protein localization to membrane
Cellular component (GO): membrane
Source: RefSeq, a predicted model, not a curated record